CGCCGCUCACCUCCACCUCACAAAGCCCACCUCAUACCCUGCAGACAGAGAAUAUGGAGGAGUUCAAGGAGGAGGAAAUUGAGAGCAUUCUCUACAUCGGCCGCGAAGUUUCAGUGUUCAAGAUCCCACCUCUGAAGAAGAACGAAGGACACCGCGCGCAGGAGUGGGGUGACUUGGGAAACCCGCUAUGGAAGGGGCGCCUUCGCAUCAUUGAGCGAUCGUCUGGUGUUGCGAUACAGUUCGAGGAUCCUACCACUGGUGAGUUCUUCGCGAAGGCCGACUAUGAUCCCGCUAAGCCCUCAGUGGAGGCCGUCCUCGACUCCUCACGAUACUUCGUCGUCCGAGUCGAGGACAACGGACGGAGAGCGUACAUCGGGAUGGGUUUCCUUGAGCGCACGGACAGCUUUGAUUUCAACGUCGCCCUUCAGGAUUAUACCAAGCGAUGGAGGGCCCGGAUGAAUCCGGGUGAAGCAGAGUCAGAAGGACCUUCCCCACAUAUACCUACCGGACCCAAGAAGGAUUACACCCUCAAAGAAGGCCAGACUUUCUCCAUCUCUAUUCCCGGAAGGGCCAAGCCCACCAGCGUCGCGUCCGGCCCGAAUCUGCUAGGUGGCAGCUCUGCAUUCUCUUCCGGUGGUGGUGGCGGUAUUCCUGCUCUAUUGCCUCCCCCGCCAAGUGCCCCCAGGAAACGGUAGACUCCUGAUGUGCGCCAUGUAUAAUACGUCGACUCGAGUAAGUCUGCUCGGAGCCAUUUUACUACGAUGACUGUUGCCCGG
Trametes versicolor FP-101664 SS1 is the source of this 776-nucleotide messenger RNA. RefSeq names its product adaptin ear-binding coat-associated protein 1 NECAP-1. Bases 54 to 695 code for a protein of 213 amino acids. Gene Ontology annotation, biological process: endocytosis. Gene Ontology annotation, cellular component: clathrin vesicle coat; membrane. The transcript has 5 exons. NCBI's taxonomy places the organism in Eukaryota, Fungi, Basidiomycota, Agaricomycetes, Polyporales, Polyporaceae. The record is from RefSeq and is a predicted model, not a curated record.